Molecule: messenger RNA, 2896 nt
Organism: Peromyscus californicus insignis
Lineage: Eukaryota; Metazoa; Chordata; Mammalia; Rodentia; Cricetidae
Gene: Naif1
Product: nuclear apoptosis inducing factor 1
Exons: 2
Coding region: 229-1209 (326 amino acids)
Cellular component (GO): nucleus
Source: RefSeq, a predicted model, not a curated record
CAUUACGCAGCUGGCUGGCGGCGGUCGGGCCGGUCAGGGCUGGGCCCUACGCACUUUGCGUAGCGAGGGGGAUUACUUAAGGCCUGGUGCUUGGCCUAGAGCAAGCCUUGCCUGUCCCCCUUUUUGGGGGCGGGAGGGGGGGCGAGAGGCGAGGCUGAAAAAGAAGAGAAGGGUAAUUGGGGUUGUUAAGGGCAUUAUAAUUUCUUUAAAAAGAGAAAAGGGGAGGCCAUGGCUGUCCCAGCCAAGAAGAGGAAGAUGAACUUUUCAGAGCGGGAGGUGGAGAUCAUCGUGGAAGAACUAGAGCUGAAGAAGCACCUGCUGGUGAACCACUUCAAUGCUGGGGUCCCUCUGGCUGCCAAGAGUGCAGCCUGGCAUGGCAUCCUGAGAAGAGUCAACGCUGUGGCCACCUGCCGUAGAGAGCUGCCCGAAGUCAAGAAGAAGUGGUCUGACCUCAAGACCGAGGUCCGUCGCAAGGUUGCCCAAGUCCGAGCUGCUGUCGAAGGUGGCGAGGCCCCAGGGCCCAAGGAAGAGGAUGGAGCUGGUGGACCUGGGACAGGCGGUGGCAGUGGCACAGCCAUAGCUCCUGUACUGCUGACCCCUAUGCAACAGCGCAUCUGUAACUUGCUGGGUGAGGCCACCAUCAUCAGCCUGCCCAGUACCACUGAGAUCCAUCCCGUGGCCCUCGGACCCACAGCCACGGCAGCUGCAGCCACGGUCACCCUGACACAGAUCCCCACCGAGACCACCUAUCACACACUGGAGGAGGGCGUGGUGGAGUACUGCACAGCUGAGGCUCCUCAGGAGGAGACCCUGCCAACCGAGGCGCCUGUGGAGAUGCUGGCCCAGCACGCAGACACAUCCGUCAAACCGCAGGCACUAAAGAGCCGCAUUGCCCUCAAUUCAGCCAAGCUGAUCCAGGAGCAGCGGGUCACCAACCUCCACAUAAAGGAAAUCGCCCAGCACCUGGAGCAGCAGAAUGACCUGCUACAGAUGAUCCGGCGUUCCCAGGAGGUGCAGGCCUGUGCCCAGGAGCGGCAGGCCCAGGCCAUGGAGGGCACCCAGGCAGCCCUGAGUGUCCUCAUCCAGGUCCUCCGGCCCAUGAUUAAAGAUUUCCGACGCUACCUGCAGAGUAACACACCCACCCCGGCCCCAGCCCCUGACCCUGGACAGAUGGCCCAGAAUGGGCAGCCGGACAGCAUCAUCCAGUGAGGGCAGGGGUCAAACCAGUGCUCUGCUGUGAUUGAGGGAAACGUCUGUGGAAUUGUAAGUGGUUUCUGUGAGUGGCUUUAAGUGGGCCAUGUGGAUAGCUCCCUCUUGGACAGAUAUUUGGGGCUUAUUAGUCUGAGAGUAAUGAAGGAGACUGACUGGGCAAAGGAAAUGGCUGGGCUCCUGGGACCCAGUCUCUUUAGUUCAGCCUCCGGAACUGCCUUGUUGAAAUCUGGAAGAUUUAGCUGGGAGUGUGUAUCUGGUGAUGGGACAAAUGUUGUCGCGAUCUAAGGCUUGAGACAUCCCCCUGACUCAGUCUAGGACAACUUUAAAGACAGACUGGCUCUCACUGGAUCUUCCAUGGGCUGCCCCACCUCAGGUGUGCCACCUUUUUUAGUGCCAUCCUGCCAGUGGUGCUGCCCAGAAAUGCAAUAACACCCACGUAAGAAUGUCUCCCGGCGCCGCUGGGCAAGCCUAGCCCUUUCAUCCUCUCACUGUGCCUCCGUUCUCAGGGGACUCUCCUUACUGCUGUGUGCCACACCCAUCCAGGCACAGCCCAGCUCUUGGAAAUGCCCUGAGAUGCAUGCAGCCAGCUUGGCUCAGGAAUGCUGUGUGGUGGGAAUGGGUUGGCCAUCUCUAGUCUUCCAUGACACCCCUGGGCGGCUGUCCGUAGUUUGCCCCACCCCCACCCCCACCCCGACUGUGACACGGGCUUCAGGUGCUGUCAGGGUUGGGAGGCAAACCCUGUGGGGAGUCCUGUUUCCUGCUGCAGUGCACUUGAGGUGACCCUCUAAUUUUUAUUCUGUUUUCUAGCCAGUCAUAUUUAUUCUAUAGCUGAACCCUUUCUGGGAGGGCUGCAGGCUCUGUGGCCACCCUUCUCUCCUCUCUGCUGGACCACACACCUGAAGUACAGGGCACACUAGAGCCCUGCUCAGCGUCCCACCUAGACCCCCCCUCCCGUGCUCCUUUCUCAGGGCCUGGUGUGCUGCAGAAGCCCCACCCCCACCCCCCCACCGGCUAAGUGAAUCCAAAGCAAGGACUGUCCUCGAGUGUAAGAGGUGGGAGGGGUGAAGCAAGUGUGCCCUUUUCAUUCUGUGCUCCUCCAAUAGGGCACAGCCUCCGAAGGCUGAAGGACGCGUCUGCCUUCCUACCUUCUCUGAGGCACUUACAAAAACCUCGGCCAGACGGGGUUUGUCUGUACCAUUUCAGACGUGCCGUUGAGUGCCGAGCCCUCAGUCUCCUCACAUCACCAUCGCGUUUGCCAUUUUGCACCAUAACUGGGCCUCUCGUGAGCAGUGGCUACAGCAAAGUUCCAGAUCUUAACCAAGCUGCCCUUCCAGGCAUGCACACACAGAGAUGCUUAGCGCCACUCUGUGGUCCAAGAGGCCCCCUGGAGACAGGAGGUGGCUACCCGCUGUCCCGUUCUCCAAGGAGGCAUGUAGUGCCAGCUACAGAGAGGGGAGUGAGGUGGGGCCCCUUCCCCAAGUGGAGCCUCUCGGCUCCAGCAGGGUUGCUGUGGGAGCUUCCAAAAGAUGUGUGACCCAGUUUGGUUCUACUCUGGGGUUGGAAAUCUGAGCCAAUGUUGUAUCUGUUCCAUUUGUGUAUAAAAAGGAAGCCUAGGUUACUGAAGCUAACUUGUUCUUUCCGGGUCACAACUUUAAAUUAAAGAAAUAUCACUUUUUUAUACACA